This is a messenger RNA of Arabidopsis thaliana (thale cress), 2855 nucleotides long. Its product is annotated as RNI-like superfamily protein. The record is from RefSeq and is marked reviewed. Lineage: Eukaryota; Viridiplantae; Streptophyta; Magnoliopsida; Brassicales; Brassicaceae. The transcript is spliced from 2 exons. Bases 362 to 2677 code for a protein of 771 amino acids.
UAUAAAACUGUGGUUAUUUUUAAAGACUGGUCUCAUUCAUAAUUUGCCUAUUUUGGCAAUUGACUGAAGUUGCAAAGGGAAGACCCAGAGAGAGCAGAGUUGCUUCUUCUUCUCCGGAGAAACAGGUUAGAAUCGCUUCUUCUCUGAAGAAAUGUUCCAUUUUUCCUUUUGUUGAUUACUACUGAAUCUCUCUACGUAAAGAUCGAACCUUUCGUAUAGAUUAUCUUUAGGUUGAUUACUCUUUUGGAGACACUUUGAUAUGUAGAAUUUUCUUUUGGAGACAUCACUGUUUGACCUAGCUCUGCAAAUAUCUAAAGGUUUUGCAGAUUGUGUUCUUAGACGAAAAGGGUUUUGAGGUGUCAUGGAUUCCGGGACGCAGCCAGAAGGGUUGCAGGCAGCACAGCCAGCAGGGUUGCAGGCAGCAGGGUUGCAGGCAGCACAGCCAGCAGGGUUGCAGGCAGCACAGCCAGCAGGGUUGCAGGCAGCAGGGAAGCGGAAGCCGCCUACGACGACCGAGGAUCCAAAUGAUCCACAGCAUAUAAUCCACGAUUUCCUCACAAUAGUGAACAAAUUGGAGAAGGAAGUGGAUCUUCCAGGCGCUAUAACCAGGGCUAGAACCUAUGAUGCUGAGGUUGAUGGACUGAUAACUGCUGACCAACCACAGACGAAUCUGGGAAGAGCAGAAAGUGCCCCUAUUCCUAAUGCUAAGCCAGAAGGCCCAGAUGAUCAUCAUAUUCCUAAGCUGCAACGAAAUCUUCGUUUGCUUAAGGAGGACGUGGCUAAGCUGCAAUAUCUCCGCAGUGAAGUCGCAGAGGAGGUGUGGAAACAUAUUCGUCCACUUGAAUUGCUGCUUGAAAAUGUGGCAAAAGAGCAGAAGAAAAACCCUACGAAACCCCCCUUGACCUUAGGUAUGAAGAAAGACUUGGACGAUAUCAACAAGAAGAUCUUUAACUUGAUGUGUCAAGUCCCCUUGUUGCCCAACAAGCGUAAAAAAGCCAAAGGAUUGGAUGAUGACGAUGGCGACGGGGAUAAUAAUAACGGCAAAGGAAUUGUUUGCCUGCCCGGGAUCCAUGCAAAUAAAGCAGAUCUUAGAAGUCGCGCGGUUUUCAGAUAUGUGCUACGCGAAUUCGAGGAACUUAGUGAUCAACGGAAGAUCUGCCUGCUGACCUUCGCUGUCUUCCCUGAAAAUCAAGAGGUGAAUAGAACGAUGCUGAUGUAUUGGUGGAUGGGGGAGGGCAUUCUGAGUACUAAAGACAUAUCAUCACAAGAGGGCACUGAAGAGGUCAUUCUCAAACCCGAAGAUGUUGUGAAGGUCAUUCUUAAGGAUUUCACGGAUAGAAACUUGAUUGAACCUGUUGAAAUCAAACGCAAAGUCGAGCCAAGUAGCUAUAAGAUGGCCCCCUUUGUGCAUGCUUCAGUGGUUCUUAUCUCCAAGGAGAUAGGGCUUUUUGAUAUGUAUGAUAUAAAGGACAAGCCAGUCAUGAAGAAAUCAGGAAUGCACAAGGUAUGCCUUGUGGAAGGGUCGUCAAGCCAGCAAGAAGCAAAAGCUAAAAAAAUGGAAGAUGUAGAUCAUAUUGAAACUGUGUUCAAUGUUUCGGAGAGGUUUCCGGAUUUCACAUUCAAGUGGUUCUCGGAGGAUAAACCAACGCGAAAUAAGUUGACUCUGUCAAAAGUUACGUAUCAAAAGCUCAAGGUGUUCUAUCUGGGAAGAUGGGAGAGAACUGCCAAGCGCCACAUCGAGGUGGAGAAUCCUGAGCUUAUGAAAAAUUUGAAGCGUAUGAUUAAACUCAAGCUUCUGAGUUUUCAAGGGAUCUCAAGAAUUGAACGACUUGACGAUGCUGUCUGCAAGCUUCGUGACCUGAUCAUCUUGGACCUCAGAGCUUGCUAUAAUCUGGAGAAACUUCCAGACAAGAUAGAUUCACUCAAGGCGCUUAUCUACUUGGACAUUACAGAUUGCUACAUGAUAGAUCGCAUGCCCAAGAGGUUGUCAUGGCUUGAUAACUUAGAGGUUCUCAAGGGCUUUGUUGUCAGUGAUGCUACAGAUGAAGAGACGGUCUGCACACUGGCUGAGUUGGUGCACUUGAAGAAGCUGAGAAAGCUAAGUAUUUCAAUAAACAAAGAAAAUUUCAGCAUAGAUGAUGUGUUCGUGGCUGUAAAGAGUUUCAAAAAACUGGAAAAGUUGAAGGUUGCGUGGGGAGGUAUAAAUACACAUCCUCAGGGCAAAGGCGUAGAUAGCGAAAAGGGGGACGAAAAUGUUAAGCCAAAGGAGAAUAUUGGGAUCUUGGAAAGGGCUGCAACCAUGUUCCGUAAGGAGAAAGAUCCCACAGCGCCAGAGCUUCCAAAGACAUUGAAGAAACUGGACCUGCAAUGUUUUCCUGGUGAACAUCUUCCUGAAUGGCUUGAGCCUGAUAAUCUACUUAAUGUGGAAAAACUCUACAUUAAAGGAGGAAUCAAACUUACUGGAUUUGGAAAGUCACUACCUAGCCAGAAUUCGAAAUGCAAAGUUACCGUUUUACGUCUGAAGUUUCUUCCAAAACUAAAAGUGGAGUGGAGGGAUUUGAGCAAAAGGUACUUUCCGGAACUCAAGUUCUUGGAGAAGUAUCAGUGCCCUCAAGUUAGUCUCUGCCCCUGCGAUGGAAUUGGAAUCUGGCGCAAGCCUGAAGAAGAUGAAGUCUAAAGCAUCUCAGAACUGAGAGUUUCUCGGUUUAUCAAGUUUUCUUCCUCGUUGUCUUUUUCUUUUGUUGUUGUUGUUGUUGUGUGUUUGCUUCCUCAUUUCCCAUUGAUGUCUUUCUGGUUUUGCGUGCAAGUGUUGUUGUUUGUGAACAGUUGAAUAAUGGAAAUUUGCUUUGCUUAUU